AGAGGAAGUUCAUUGCAAUUGCAGUUGCAGAGUGCAAUACUAGGUAAAACCAUGAAGAAUCAAGUCUCUAGUCAAGUGAUCCAAAUUUCAAGAAGCUCAGCAGCAUAUUUACUUGGUAAAUCAAGAAAAAGAAUAUUGCAGAAUGGUCAUUCAGAUGAAUAUCCCAAAGUUGAAAAAGGUGGAGUGGAAUCAUUGAUCAGUAGGAAAUACAGAUUCGGCAUCAAAAUGGACAAUUUUGCAAAAGGCAUCCGAGAGCAUGUUAGAUUGGCACCAAAGUUAACAGAAACAGUCAAGGGGAAGUUGAGCUUGGGGGCAAGAAUUCUUCAAGUAGGUGGUGUGGAGAAGGUGUUCAAGCAGCUUUUCAGCGUCACGGAUAGUGAAAAAUUGUUGAAGGCCUCUCAAUGCUAUUUGUCAACAACAUCAGGUCCAAUUGCAGGUCUACUUUUCAUUUCUACGAAUAAAGUUGCCUUCUGCAGUGAAAGAUCAAUCAAAAUUCCUUCUCCAACAGGAAAGCAACUCAGAAUCUAUUAUAAGGUUUCAAUCCCGUUGAGAAAGAUAAAGAGAGCAAGUGCAAGUCAGAAUUUUGAAAAACCAUCACAGAAGUAUAUGGAAGUAGUUACACAGGACAAAUUUGAGUUCUGGUUCAUGGGAUUCUUAAAUCUCCGAAAGACCUUAAAGUCCCUUCAGAAGAUGAUGGCAUCUCAUGCUCACUGACUAACAAAAAGUCGGUGAAGCAUCACCAUUUAACAAGCCUUCACACCCUUUUUUCUCUUGAGAUGCAUAGAUUGUACAUGGAAGAUAGCAAAAUCUACUUGUAGAUAUUGUAAUGCAGGAUUACCAAUUAUUACCAAAAUUGUAAUGCUCUUGUGAUUAAUAAAGAUUUUGGAGCA
Molecule: messenger RNA, 890 nt
Organism: Coffea eugenioides
Lineage: Eukaryota; Viridiplantae; Streptophyta; Magnoliopsida; Gentianales; Rubiaceae
Product: GEM-like protein 4
Exons: 4
Coding region: 52-714 (220 amino acids)
Source: RefSeq, a predicted model, not a curated record